AUGUCUCUAGAAAAUUUCCACGCUGAACCGAGUAGAACCGACACGCUACAUCUAAAAGAGGCCCUAGAACACAACAAGGCACUCCAUUUUACUUCGAAAUAUUUAUAUCUAACGCUAUGGGGCGACGAAGUAGCCAAUCAGACCCAAUUUAAAGAAAUUAUAGAUAGACUGGCAGGAGCCACGAACAACGUCCAAUACGCUCACAUCUCACCUGUUGAGAUUGACGAAACGAACUCUAGACCUCAUCAACAUAUGCUGAUUGUCACGAAACGUCCCAGAUCUUUCAAGGCAAGGCCCAUAAUUAAUCACGCAGAUGGGACGAAACAGACCUUUUGGUAUACAAGAGUAAAUUCGUAUACAUCCAGAACCGGCGACGUUUCAGCAAUAAUAAAGUAUAUUACCAAAAAAGGAGUAGGCAUGUUCAAAGGAGACCCAUCAAACAAGGAAGAUCUAAAACAAACAUGGGUCAACGCAUUAGCUGACAUGGAUUCUUACCAGGACUUUAGCGAAUUAGAGAAAAAUUUACUAGAUAUCAACGCGGAAAAAUACAUUCAACAAGAAGGAAAAAUUAAAGCGCGUUGGAUGAGAAAAAAUGCACGAAGAUUGGAUAUCGAGCAUUAUACCAGGACAGAUCUACUUCCAUGGAAAGAGGAUAUGGAAGAAAUUCAAACCAUACGUAAAUGGCUCAAGUGUGCCCAAGGUAAUAAAUAUCGUAUGGGCAACUUGUUUAUUGUCGGUCCGACCAAGACUGGAAAGACAGAAUUCGCUAUACAGGAAAUAUUUUUAAAAUAUAACACGUUUAUGUUGCGUGGCGAUUCCUUGUUUGAUGCCUAUGACGAUGAGCAGAACUAUAGAUUUAUUUUAUUCGACGAUAUAAAUUACGACAGAAACUUAAUUAGAUUGAUCAAGGCUAUUACAUCAACUAUCAAUAAAAAAACAACUGUAAAUGUAAAAUAUUCAAAAGCCAUAGUUACGGCAAGACCGUGUAUACACUUAUUAAACCAAAAAGAAUACGAAGGGGUAGUUGAAUUAAUGAAGUAUAACGGGGGUUAUAAUUGGUGGAAAAGAAAUUCGCUAACCGUUUUUAUCGAUAAGAAAUUAUAUAAAGAUCCAAUAGAAUCUGAAAAAGAAUCAGAAGAUAUGGCGCAACAAGAGGAGAAUUAUAAUGCAUUGACAGAUUUACAAGAUAAAUAUAAUGAAAUUAAAGACUUGCCCGAAGAGCAAGAAUCAGAAGAUCAAAUACCCACAGAACACUUACCAUUUUAUUCAAGAGUUACCAAUUUAUUAGAGUCUCUGGGUUACGAUGAAAACUUCCUAGACGAAUUUACAAGUAAGAUAAAAGAAGCUAAAAAAGACAAGAGAAUGAAUAGAGUACUAAAUGAAUCUCAAGAAAACAACAGUAGCAUGGUAGAAGAAUGGAACGAUGAAUUAGAAAACUAUCAAUUAGACAACCCAUUGGGAAUGAAUAAAGAAGAUUUUAAUCAGUUUGAAAAGGAAAACAUGUCUUCAUAUGAAAAACAAAGAAGUAAAUUCUUUGAUAGAAGAAUAAGUGAAGACAGUCUAGACAAAGAAGAUGAAGAUGAAGGGGAAUACAGUGCAGACGACUAUAACGAUCAUCAACCAUUUGGAGGCAGAGACAAUAACAUGGAUAUCAUCUACGAUUAA
This is a messenger RNA of Entamoeba dispar SAW760, 1665 nucleotides long. RefSeq lists its product as uncharacterized. Lineage: Eukaryota; Evosea; Mastigamoebida; Endamoebidae. The coding region runs from base 1 to 1665 and encodes 554 amino acids. The transcript has a single exon. The record is from RefSeq and is a predicted model, not a curated record.